This is a messenger RNA of Limulus polyphemus (Atlantic horseshoe crab), 660 nucleotides long. RefSeq names its product adult-specific rigid cuticular protein 11.9-like. NCBI's taxonomy places the organism in Eukaryota, Metazoa, Arthropoda, Merostomata, Xiphosura, Limulidae. The record is from RefSeq and is a predicted model, not a curated record. The transcript has 2 exons. Bases 62 to 523 code for a protein of 153 amino acids.
AGAAAUGUCACUCUCCCUAGCCGUUUCGUAAAGGUAUCAGGAAAGCACUUUCAAAUCAAGCAUGAAAUUCCUCGUUCUUCUUCCCCUGUGCUUCGCUGCCUGUAUGGCCGAGAUGUUGUUGAACUUCGAUGCCGAAAAGGGCAACUUCAUGUACAGCACUGGAGACGAGGGCGCUCAUACUCGUGACGAAAUGCGCAGCGGUGAUACCGUGAGCGGCAAGUACAGCUACAUCGAUGCCAACGGUGACCUGCGUGAAGUCCAAUACACUGCUGGUCCUGAAGGCUUCAACCCCAAGGGAGACAUCUCCGUAGACAAGAAGACUGCUGCUGAGGCUGAAAAAAUCGCUGCUCUGGCUCCCAAAGCCCCAGAGGUCGAGCCCGUCAAGACUACCCUGCCCGUCCAUCCUUUUGGCUACGCCCCUUACUACUCCCCUUACUACCAUGGUCGCCACUACUAUGGCCAGUACCCAUUCUACAACCGUUUCCACGUCCCCCACGCUCGUAGCUAUAAUUAUUUCUAUUAAACUAUUUUGAGUAAAGACCUGAAACUUGUCCAUAGCAUGUAACCAUUUCUGGUGGUAUAUUUGAUCAUGAUAGCAUUCCGAAAAAAUAAAACAAAUGACAUUGUUAUAAAGAUGAAAUAAAACUAAAUAUGGGUGAA